Messenger RNA from Aphanomyces astaci, 1848 nucleotides. RefSeq lists its product as hypothetical. Lineage: Eukaryota; Oomycota; Saprolegniomycetes; Saprolegniales; Verrucalvaceae. The coding region runs from base 1 to 1788 and encodes 595 amino acids. The transcript has 2 exons. Gene Ontology annotation, cellular component: membrane. Gene Ontology annotation, biological process: transmembrane transport. The record is from RefSeq and is a predicted model, not a curated record. Gene Ontology annotation, molecular function: transmembrane transporter activity.
AUGACUGCAUCCAACGUCCACGAAAUCACCCGCCGCCUUGACGCCCUGCCGACCCCUGGUCUGCUCAGCAUCAGCGGCCACUACUGGGGCCUCCUUGCCAAGACCGGUUUUGGCUGGGCUAUGGACUCGAUGGACACGUUUGUGUUCAUCUACCUCGGCCUAGCUCCUGGUGGAUGGGGCACGGACCUGGGCAUCUCCCCCACGAGCCAAGAAGCCGGCCUCCUGGGCUCGGCGGCCUUUGCCGGGUCUCUCUUUGGAUCGUUUCUGUUCGGCCAGUUGGCCGAUCUCUACGGCCGCAAGCCCAUGUUCAUGGUCACGCUGCUCGUGUUUAUGGCCGGCACCCUCCUCUGCGGCGUGUCUGACGGCUUUGCCACGUUGCUGGUGUUCCGGUUCCUGGCAGGGUUUGGCCUGGGCGGCGAGUUGCCCGUGGCGUCGGCGCUCGUGCAGGAGAUGGUCCCUACGUCCGUCCGCGGCCGCAUCAUCGUCAUCCUCGAGUCGUUUUGGGCCGUGGGGUGCAUGAUUGCCGUGCUGCUGUCCCAAGAAGCCGGCCUCCUGGGCUCGGCGGCCUUUGCCGGGUCUCUCUUUGGAUCGUUUCUGUUCGGCCAGUUGGCCGAUCUCUACGGCCGCAAGCCCAUGUUCAUGGUCACGCUGCUCGUGUUUAUGGCCGGCACCCUCCUCUGCGGCGUGUCUGACGGCUUUGCCACGUUGCUGGUGUUCCGGUUCCUGGCAGGGUUUGGCCUGGGCGGCGAGUUGCCCGUGGCGUCGGCGCUCGUGCAGGAGAUGGUCCCUACGUCCGUCCGCGGCCGCAUCAUCGUCAUCCUCGAGUCGUUUUGGGCCGUGGGGUGCAUGAUUGCCGUGCUGCUGUCGUUCGAACUGGUCAAAUACGUGAGCUGGCGCGUGAUCUUUUAUAUUUCGUCGAUUCCUGCCCUCUACGCGAUUGUCAUCCGACUGUACGUGCCCGAGUCCCCCAAGUGGCUGGCGUCCGUGGGCCGGAUGGACGAAGCGGAAGCCAUCGUCGGUCGCAUCGAAGCUGCGCACGGCGUCGUGGCCAACAAGGACGAUACCAAGGCUGACGUGGCAGCCCCAGAGCUGUCCAUUUGGACCAACUUGACGCAGUGGGAACGCGUGGGCAUGCUCUUCCAAGGCGAGUUCCUGUCCCGAACCAUCGUGCUGUGGACGGUCUGGACGGGUAUUUCGUUCUCGUACUUCUCCAUUUUCAUCUGGCUGCCCCUCUUGCGAGCGUCCGAGUACAACAUCAACCAGUCUACGUGGGAAAUGCUCUUCAUCGUGUUUUGGCAGCUACCGGGGUACUUUUCCGCGGCGUACGUUGUCGAGGUCUUUGGCCGCAAGUUGACGCUGUUUAUGUAUUUGAUUGGGUCGUUUGCGUCAGCGCUGGCAUUUGGUUACGUGGAAGCGUCGCAGUGGAACUUGCUCAUCACUGGCUCGCUCAUGUCGUGGUUCAUGCUUGGAGCGUGGGGAUCGCUGUAUGCAUUUACGCCUGAAAACUACCCCACCAACAUCCGAGCCAUGGGAUGUGCGUACCCUGGCGGAGUGUCCCGCGUCGGCGCCAUUGCAGGCUCGUACAUUGUGCCCAUCAUGCUGGGUGCUGGCUGGGGCAUCAAGACCAUCAUGUGGGUAGCUGGAGGCGUGCCUCUCAUCUUCAUCGCGCUGGUGUUGCUGGCAUUUGGCUAUGAAACUCGCGGUCAGGACUUGGAGUCAUGCCCUCGCGUUGAAGCCAUCUUGAAGGAAAAAGCCACCCACUAUGGCAUUGCCACUCCAUUGCAAUAAGAGCUAGUGUUGGCUUAGGGUAUAAUAUUGAUCGUUAGCAAUUCGAGAAUUGGAACUGUU